Messenger RNA from Sphaerodactylus townsendi, 4934 nucleotides. It is a transcript of the gene CTTNBP2NL, whose product is annotated as CTTNBP2 N-terminal like. Bases 502 to 2403 code for a protein of 633 amino acids. The transcript is spliced from 8 exons. NCBI's taxonomy places the organism in Eukaryota, Metazoa, Chordata, Lepidosauria, Squamata, Sphaerodactylidae. The record is from RefSeq and is a predicted model, not a curated record.
UGUCUUUAGUUGGCUAGCCUUUAAAUGGGAUGAGGAUUACCAAAAAGGACAGUGUGUGCCUGUUUCUGAAAACAUGAUGGUCAGACUUCUUAAGAUGUUGCUUCACUCAAUCUAAUAACAGGCACAUGUGUUGUUAUAGUGCACUGGAGGACAGGAAAUACAUCCAAUAAUUACAGGAAAACACUGGCCCCUGAGCAUUGUAGUCUGUUUUAAGGAAACAGCACCAGACAUUUCAAGCUAAGUGGGAAGACUGUGUGUUGGUGGGAUCCAAGCAGCUUUUCUACUGAUAAACAACAGAUUCAAGAUUGCUUUUUGACUACCCAAAAUAUGCUACAGAUCAUGGGAGCUGCCUGAACAAAGUGAUGUGCAAAAAUGUUUCUAAAGCAUUUUUGUAAAGGGAAGAGCACCAUAUGGACACUGUAGAAGGAGGAAGGCAACCACUUCCCUCCAGCCUGUGCUAGCAGAAGAUGCAGGAAACUUCUGCUUAUUUGGGUGUUCAAGAUGAAUCUGGAAAAGCUCAGCAAACCUGAACUAUUGACGCUAUUUAGCAUUCUUGAAGGAGAACUAGAAGCCCGAGAUCUUGUCAUAGAAGCCUUGAAGGCCCAACACAGAGAUGCUUUCAUUGAAGAACGUUACGGAAAAUACAAUAUAAGUGACCCACUGAUGGCACUUCAGAGGGAUUUUGAGGCAAUGAAGGAAGAGAAUCAUGGAGAUAAGCAACCCGUUUGUGCGAAUCCCUUGUCUGUCCUGAAGGUAGUGAUGAAACAUUGCAAGAAUAUGCAGGAGAAAAUGUUGUCCCAAUUAGCUGCAGCAGAAAGCAGGCACAGAAAGGUAAUCUUAGAUCUUGAAGAAGAGCGACAACGGCACGCCCAAGAUACUGCUGAAGGGGAUGAUGUCACUUACAUGCUUGAAAAGGAGCGAGAGCGACUCACACAGCAGCUGGAGUUUGAGAAGUCCCAGGUGAAGAAGCUUGAGAGAGAGCAAAAGAAGCUGUCUAGUCAGCUGGAGGAGGAACGAGCACACCACAAGCAGCUGUCUUCCAUGCUUGUGCUGGAGUGCAAGAAAGCCACAGCCAAAGCUGCAGAAGAAGGGAAACAGGCUGAGGAAGUGAGCUUGAAGCUGGAGAAAGAACAAAGCAAAGUGAGCCAGCUGGAGGAGGAGCUGGCAGCUAAGAAGAAGAGAGGUUUGCAAAUGGAGGCCCAAGUGGAGAAGCAACUAUCUGAGUUUGAUAUUGAAAGAGAACAGUUGAGAGCCAAGCUGAACCGGGAAGAAAACCGCACGAAGCUCCUGAAGGAAGAAGUAGAAAAUAUGAAGAAAACCCUAAAGGAACUGGAGGCGGCUCAGAAAGAAGGCAGGAGCCAAGACGAGAGCAUAACAUCCCAUAUCGCAGCCGUGUCUGUAGCAACUGCCCCAGAAUGUUCUUCAGUUAGGUCAGUAGCUUGCCAGACAGAAUGUCCCUUGGCAGAGAAUGCCAGCCAGGAAAGUUCAGGCAAAUUGGCACACUUGUUAACUUCCCCAUCUGCCACAUCUGCCCACCCUUACGCUAAGAUAAAUGGGCACUGUGAUGCUAUGCAAACAUGUGGGGAACCAGCUGAGCUCAGCAUAGAGAGCCUGCAGAGGGCAAAGCCUGCAGGAUCAGCUGCUGAGAAUACUAAAGAACACAGUAGCUCCCCUGUAAGAACAGAACUGCUUGCCUCUAAUAUUCCACCAGUCCCUUCCAGUGGGAUAUCUUUAUCCCCCAGCAACACGGGUUCUUCAUCUUUGACUUCCUCUCCUUGCUCCUCCCCAGUUAUGACCAAACGUUUGAUUGGCGCUUUAGCCAGCAGCCCUGGCUAUCAAUCUUCUUACCAAGUUGGAAUCAAUCAGCGCUUCCAUGCUGCUCGUCACAAAUUCCAGUCCCAAGCAGAUCAGGAACACCAGUCAAGCGGUCUCCAGAGCCCUCCAUCCAGGGAUCUGUCUCCUACCUUUGUUGAUAAUUCUGCUGCUAAGCAUCUUGCCCGCAAUACAGUCACUCAGGUCCUCUCUAGGUUCACCAGUCAGCAAGGCCCUAUCAAACCUGUCUCUCCUAACAGCUCACCUUUUGGCACAGACUACCGAAACCUGGCCAAUGCCAUGAGCCCCAAGAAUGAGUCAAGCCCAGGCAAGGUCUCAAGCCCACUAAGUCCAUUAUCGCCAGGGAUUAAAUCGCCAACCAUACCCAGAGCAGAAAGAGGGAAUCCUCCACCAAUACCUCCAAAGAAACCUGGACUCACUCCUUCUCCAGCCACUGCUACCCCACCAACUAAAACUCCUUCUCUGACCUCCUCUUUGGGGUCACCUGUGGACCUGGCAAGCAGUUGUUCAAGCAAUGCUGUUGUAGCCAACGGGAAAGAAAUCGAGAUCUUGUUGCCAACCAGCAGCUAGUCUCUGGAAAUUUCACAUUCCGAGCGAUUUGCCAUUCCUAACGCUGUCUUAUCCACUCCAUGUUAUUUAUUUGGGUAAUAGCAAAAUUGUAUCACUCAGUUAGUUUUCUUGUGUUUUUAUAGCAUGCAGAGAAUAAUGCUUUUGAUAUACAAACCUUUAACACUAAAGCCUCAAAAGGUGUCUCGUGGCAGUAGGCGCAUCAAAUGAGAGAACAAGCGAUCCCUAUGCUGGGAGAUAACCAGCAGACUCUGGAACUGCUCAUUUUUAAAUCAUGCAGAGUAUAACCCAUGCAAAUCUCCAUUCUAGACAGACCUUCUCAAAAAAAAAAAAGUGCCUGAGCUUAAGCCCACAGAUAUGAAUGUGAUUCUCUGUAAAUCCAGAAGGAAUCAUCUAACUGCAAAAAGCACAGUUUCUCUAUGAAUCAUGAAUGUUGAAAACACUUUUUUCCUAGUAGUUUUAUUGUUUCUUUGCUAUGAAAAGGAAAUAUUCCAAAGGUAUGACCAGCAGAUUGGUCCAUUGUUUCCAUAAUGUCAUUUUAUGGAGUGCUUCAUUGUCAGGUGCGCUUCGGCCCUGCCGCUGAGCUGUAUACAACCUGAUCCUUUCUUAUGAUAUAUGAAGUGUUUUUUAAGGGGGGAAAACACAAAAACUUUAGAAGCUUUAAACAAUCAGGGUGCCAGUUCUUUUCUGCCAACUAUCCAUUCCUUACAUAUUUUUCUCACCAUAGAGAUUAAAUAGACCAGAUGAAAUCUUGAAGUGUUGUGUCUAGUUUGAUAUUCUUUACACAUUCUACUGUUGUAUGUAGAACUUCUGAAAGAAGGAUCUUUUUCUUUGCUUGAUAAAGUUCGUAUUACUUGAAAUGAGAAGUGGCUACUCAGUUCUAUACAGUUUUUUUGCAUCAAUAAGGUAGGAUCUGUACUAGAUGAUCCAAAGCAAUAACUUAAACGUUAUUCCAUAUGAUAGUUUGUCAAGCUGACAGAGCGUUUGCUGACCAAGUUGGGUUUGCUCCUUGAAGACUGUUGCCCUCUUGGCUGCAACUGCAGAAACCAAAUCCUUAACUUUACACCUAAAGAGACUUAUAUAUAUGGGGGGAGCACAUGUACAUUAUACACACAAUACAUUUAUUUAUACUUUCCUGUAAUUAUAUUGAAUUUUUUUCAUAGCUCACAAAAACAAGAAAAUACAUUUCUAUGAUAAAGUUGCUACUUAAUCUUUAUUUGUCCUAAUUCGGGAAAAUUUUCCUGUGAUAGGCGGUCAACAACUUGGGGCCAAUACAGGGCUGAAGGAGGUUACUUUCCAAUGGAACUUCCUGACUCUGUGUGUGUGUGUGUGUAUGGGUGUGUGAGAUUUUUUUAUAGCUUAGGUUAAAAAUAUAUUCUCCGACCCCUCUCUUUAACUCCUCCCCUUCCUCCCAGUAAUGUAUCCUGCUCAUGUCAGACCUUGUGCUAGAUAACUUUGCUUUAAGAUGUUACGAUAAUGUGUAGUCAAGGACAAAAAAAAGUCAGUAUCCUGGCUACGAGUGAAGACAUGGAAUACCUUUCCAAAACAGCACGAGUAGCAGGCAUUAACCAGCUGCUUUUCCAUAUAAUGUCAAUAUGUAGAGCUCUUGCUACAAAAACCAGAGGAUGAUCUUCCAUAGGCAUGGACAUUUGCUACUUUCAUUUUGAGGCGCUAGAUAAAAAUCUUGAACCUUUGCGGAUUAAAAAGUAGUUGAAUUGCUUCAAGACUCCACUGUUUAUGCACUAGCCAGUCAGUGGCCUCUUGAUUCUUGAUCUGUGUAUGGAAUUGCAUACUGCCAUAGGAACUCUAGUUGCAACCAUAUUCUUUCCCAAAUUUUGUUAUGUUCACUGGAAUAGCCCUUAUGUGAAGAGAUAAUCAUUGUAUGGACUGAUAGGAAGCAGCUGUAAUAGGCAUUCACAUAAUUCAGUUGUCCAGCAUAGGAUUUUUCCAUAUCAAUUACAGGUGAAAUCUGGGUGAAUAAUUUCAGUAUUGCUGGGACAGUAUCGCUUUUAACCUUAAACAGACGUUAUUGUAGCCCUUAAAGUAUUUCCUUUUGUUUACACUAACUUUUGCCCUUUCUUUACGCUAUGACUCUAGAGAUUUUAUAUACAAUAAUGAAUUUUAUUAGGAAAUGCACUGAGUACUGUAUUCUACAAUGGAUUAUAAGGAGGCACAAAGCAAGAGGAGAUGUGUAUUUUUGCUAGUAGUCUAUAAAGUAAGCACAACUAUUAAAAUGGUUCCAGCUAAUCUAGUAAGACUUCUAGGGUAUUAGUAUUUAAAUUCUGUGUAGACUUGCGUGUAUGGAAACAAAAUGUUUAUCUUCUCUGAAUCAUGUGUUGCUAGAGAUGUUUGUCACUGGCUAACAGGAUUUUAAUGAAGCUCAAACUGUAUAAUCUAGUAUUAAUUAUUCAUUAACAUUUGUAUAUUUGUAAAGUGAAAUGUAUGAAGCAGAAGUCUUUUUACCUUUUUUUAUAGCUGGCAGCAUUAAAUGUGUUAAACAUUCAUACUAUCAAUAAAGGGUUUUAUUUUUAUGA